GAGCAGGGGAGCUAGCUUGGCAGUGACGCGGGGCCCUCACGUGACCCGGGGCUGCAGAGCGACGCAGCCUUGGGUGCAGUCGUCACUUGCGUCUGGUCUCCAGCUCCGCGCUUCCCUGCGCAGGGCGGGCUGGCAUCGGGCCCUGGGCGAGCGGCGCAGGUCUGCAAGCCGAGAGUCGCGGCGGCGCGUCUGGCAGGAGAAUUGAGAGGAGGACUCCGCGGCGAGGGAUAGGCCCAGGAGAAAUGGAAUCCAAAGAGGAACAAGAAGUAAAAAAUCUCAACAUGGAAAAUGACCAUCAGGAGAAGGAGGAGAAGGAAGAAAAGCCACAAGAGGCUAACAAAAGGGAGCCGCCCGUGGCCCUGCCUUUGGAAACAGGCGAAUACAGCGUGCCUAGAGGAAGUCGCAGACGCUUCCGAGUCAGGCCGCCCAUUGCCCACUAUAGAUGGGACCUGCUGUAUAGGGUUGGAGAGCCCCAGGCAAGGGUGAGACAGGAGAACGUGGAGAGGUUUGGGGAGGAUGUGAGGCAGCUCAUGGAGAAGUUGAGGGAAAGGCAGCUGAGCCAUAGUCUGAGGGCGGUUAGCACUGACCCGCCCCACCACGACCACCACGAUGAGUUUUGCCUUAUGCCCUGAAUCCUGAAGUUCUCUCUGAAGAGAAUAUGGGGACCCCUGCUUCUAAAACGUACAUGUUUGUGAUGCACUGUUGUAAACUUUUUGAUGUUACUUGUUCCCCAUGGGUCUCCACUUACCGCCAGCUUCUAAUUGAAACUUGUGUUUUUGAUUCAGUCUUAAAAUUUUUUUGUUAGCAGAAUUUAUCUAAUGCAUGGAAAGAUGCUCAUUAUAUAUUGUGGAGCUAAUAAAGCAGAUUUAAAAAGCAA
Messenger RNA from Peromyscus maniculatus bairdii (prairie deer mouse), 877 nucleotides. RefSeq names its product protein BEX2. Gene Ontology annotation, biological process: signal transduction. The record is from RefSeq and is a predicted model, not a curated record. Gene Ontology annotation, cellular component: nucleus; cytoplasm. NCBI's taxonomy places the organism in Eukaryota, Metazoa, Chordata, Mammalia, Rodentia, Cricetidae. Gene Ontology annotation, molecular function: signaling receptor binding.